AACUAGCAAAGAAUUAAAGGUGCACAUUUUGCCAAAUUAAAGCAAUGGAUUACUCUCUUGCCAUUACUUAUGCUACUACAUCUAUCAUUUUUCUCUACUUCAUUUACAUGCUCUUUGGGAUUUUUAGUAACAAAAAGGGUAAAACACCUCCUAAAGUUGCUGGAUCCUGGCCUGUAAUUGGCCAUCUCCAUCUUUUCAGUGGAUCUAAUCUGCCUCACAAAACAUUUGGGCUUCUGGCAGACAAAUAUGGCCCAAUUUUCACAGUAAAAUUUGGAGCCCAUCAAGUUUUGGUGGUGAACGAUAGGAAAAUAGCCCAAGAUUGCUUGACUACCAACGAUAAGGCCUUGGCAAGCCGGCCUAAAGCGUUGGCAGUAGAGCUCUUGGGCUAUAACUACGCCAUUUUUGGGCUUGGCCCAUACGGCCCAUUUUGGCGAGAAAUGAAAAAAAUAGUCGUACUCGAAUUACUCUCCAAUCGUCGUGUACAAAUGUUAAGACAUAUUCGAGAAUUUGAAGUGAAAACAUCUAUCAAAACAAUGUAUGAAAGGUGGUCGAAGGAAAAGAUGAAUGAUUCUUCAAAUUUCGUCAGAAUAGAAAUGAAACAAUGGUUUGAGAACUUGGCCAUGACGAUUAUUAUAAGAAUGCUUUUUGGAAAAGAACACGAUUUUGAAGAAGGAAAAAGGGCUAGAAAUGUAAUGACAAAUUUUUUCAAGUUACUUGGUGCAUUUGUUGUAGCUGAUUUUAUACCAUCACUAAGAUAGUUAGAUAUAGGAGGAUAUGAGAAGGAAAUGAAGAAGAAUGCUAAGGAAAUAGAUUAUAUUCUUGAAAAAUGGCUAGUAGAACACAAGAACAAGAGAAGUUGUGGAGAAAAUAAAUGUGAGGAUGAUAAAGAUUUUAUGGAUAUAAUGUUGUCCCUUUUCGAAGAUGCUAUGGAUGAAGAUCUUGCUGGUUUUGAUGCUGAUACUAUUAUCAAAUCUACAUGUUUGUCUAUGUUAGCAGGGGGAUCCGACACCAUAAUUGUAGCAUUAACAUGGACUCUCUCUUUGUUACUCAACAACCCUCAUGUAAUGCAAAAGGCCCAAGAAGAACUAGACAUUCAAGUUGGAAAAUAUAAACUUGUUGAUGAGUCACAUAUAAAUAGCUUGGUCUAUCUUCAAGCUAUUGCUAAAGAAUCGUUACGUUUAUAUCCACCUGGACCACUCUCAGCGCCCCAUGAAUCCAUAGAAGAUUGCAUUGUUGGUGGCUAUAAUAUCCCUAAAGGUACUCGAGUACUAUUCAACUUGUGGAAGAUUCAACGGGAUCCGACCGUUUGGCCAGAACCCGAUUUAUUCAAGCCAGAGAGGUUCUUGACGACUCAUAAAGAUAUAGAUGUUAAGGGAAAUCAUUUUGAGUUGAUUCCAUUUGGCGCUGGAAGAAGAAUUUGCCCGGGGAUUUCGUCAACACUUGUGUUGUUGCACUUGACUUUGGCUAACGUGCUACAUGCAUUUGAAAUUACAAGGCCAUCUGAUGAACCAAUUGACAUGACUGCAAGUUUUGGUACGAAAACUACACCACUCGAGGUUCUCAUUGCUCCAAGAUUGUCCCCAGAUUUGUACUAUUAAUAACUUAUGCCACUGAACUUAAGUCAAGACUUUUGGAGAACUUUUUUUUUAAGACAUAACUUCUAUCACUAAAUUUAUGUCCUGUGACAUAACUUGUGCCCGAAACUUAUGUUGUCCUAUGGUAAACUUGAGUCAUUGAACUUAUCUUAGGAAAUAAUUCGGGUUAUUAAACUUAUGCAUUGAACUUAAUCUA
Molecule: messenger RNA, 1791 nt
Organism: Solanum tuberosum (potato)
Lineage: Eukaryota; Viridiplantae; Streptophyta; Magnoliopsida; Solanales; Solanaceae
Product: cytochrome P450 82A3-like
Exons: 2
Coding region: 786-1598 (270 amino acids)
Molecular function (GO): heme binding; iron ion binding; monooxygenase activity
Source: RefSeq, a predicted model, not a curated record